GAUAUGGUGGUAUCAGAAACUUUGAGAAUGUACCCGCCAUUGGGGUUCCUAAAUCGCAUAGCUAUGAAAAAGUAUAAAGUGCCGGAGUACGAUCUUGUAAUUGAGGAGGAUAUACCGGUUUACAUCUCAAUACUUGGCCUACACUAUGAUUCGGAAUAUUUCCCCAAUCCCGAUAUAUUCGAUCCAGAGCGAUUUAAGAAAAGGAACAAACGUGAGAGACCGUCAGGCGUCUAUUUACCAUUUGGAGGAGGCUCACAUGAAUGUCAACGCUUCGGGCUUUUACAAAUAAAGUUAGCACUGCUUAUGAUCUUGAGCAAAUACGAAGUGGAAUCGUGCGAGAAAACUUCGGUAAAAAUUGAUCCAAGGGUACUCAUGACAUUGCCGUUAAACAAUGUAUUAUAUCUCAGUGUCCGAAAACUUAAUACUAAUGCUAUUUAAAAUAAAUGAAAUAAAUAACGUGAGAUCCAAGAAAAAGAAACUUUUCCCACAAUUAUAAUUAAUAA
Messenger RNA from Temnothorax curvispinosus, 503 nucleotides. RefSeq names its product cytochrome P450 6k1-like. The transcript is spliced from 2 exons. The record is from RefSeq and is a predicted model, not a curated record. Lineage: Eukaryota; Metazoa; Arthropoda; Insecta; Hymenoptera; Formicidae. Gene Ontology annotation, molecular function: oxidoreductase activity, acting on paired donors, with incorporation or reduction of molecular oxygen; heme binding; iron ion binding. The coding region runs from base 4 to 438 and encodes 144 amino acids.